AUGACCCUCCCCAAUUCUUCCUGCCUCUUAGAAGACAACAUGUGUGAGGGGAACAAGACCACCAUGGCCAGCCCGCAGCUGAUGCCCCUGGUAGGGGUCCUGAGCACCAUCUCCUUGGUCACAGUGGGUCACAACCUGCUGGUGCUGUAUGCCGUACGAAGUGAGCAGAAACUACACACUGUGGGGAACCUGUACAUCGUCAGCCUCUCGGUGGCAGACCCGAUUGUUGGCGCUGUAGUCAUGCCCACGAACAACCUCUACCUGCUCCUGUCCGAGUGGUCCCUUGGCCGGCCUCUCUGCCUCUUUUGGCUUUCGAUGGACUAUGUGGCCAGCACAGCAUCCAUUUUCAGUGUUUUUAUCUCGUGCAUCGAUCGCUACCGCUCUGUCCAGCAGCCCCUCAGGUACCUGAAGUAUCGAACCAAGACCCGAGCAUCAGCCACCAUCUUGGGGGCCUGGUUUCUCUCCUUUUUAUGGGUUAUUCCCAUUUUAGGCUGGCAUCGCUUCAUGCCUCAGACCUCGGGGCACCGGGAGGACAAGUGGGAGACAGACUUCUAUGAUGUCACCUGGUUCAAGGUCAUGACCACCAUCAUCAACUUCUACCUGCCCGCCUUGCUCAUGCUCUGGUGCUAUGCCAAGAUCUACAAGGCUGUACCACAUUGUCAGCACCGGGAGCUCAUCAAUGGGUCCCUCCUUUCCUUCUCAGAAAUUAGGCUGAAGCCAGAGAAUCCCAAGGUGAAUACCAAGAAACCAGAGGAGUCUCCCUGGGAGGUUCUGAAAAUGACACCAAAAGGUGCUGGUGGUGGAUCUGUCUUGAAGCCACCAUCUCAAGACCCGGAGGAGAUGAAUUCCCCGGUUGUUUUUAGCCAAGAGGAUGAAGAAAUAAGCGAACUCCACUGCUUCCCCCUAAACAUCGUGCAGUUGCAGACUGUGGCAGAGGGGAGUAGCGAGGACUACAUUGCUGUCAAUCAGGCCCAGAGCCAGCUCAAGAUGGAUGAGUCGGAUCUGAACAUGCACGGGGUCAGUGAGAUGUCAGAGGAUCAGACACUAGGUGAUAGCCAGUCAUUCUCCCGGACAGAUUCAGACACCCCCACAGAGCCAGCACCGGGCAAAGGCAAAUUGAGAAGUGGAUCUAACACAGGCCUGGACUACAUCAAGUUCACUUGGAAGAGGCUCCGCUCACAUUCAAGACAGUAUGUGUCUGGGUUGCACAUGAACCGUGAACGGAAGGCUGCCAGACAACUGGGUUGUAUCAUGGCAGCCUUCAUCCUUUGCUGGAUCCCUUAUUUCAUCUUCUUCAUGGUCAUCGCCUUCUGCAAGAGCUGUGGCAACGAGCAUGUGCACAUGUUCACCAUUUGGCUGGGCUACAUCAAUUCUACACUGAACCGCCUCAUCUACCCCCUGUGCAAUGAGAACUGUAAGAAGACAUUCAAGAAAAUUCUGCACAUUCGCUCCUAA
This is a messenger RNA of Carlito syrichta (Philippine tarsier), 1455 nucleotides long. RefSeq names its product histamine H1 receptor-like. Gene Ontology annotation, molecular function: neurotransmitter receptor activity; histamine receptor activity; G protein-coupled serotonin receptor activity. The record is from RefSeq and is a predicted model, not a curated record. Gene Ontology annotation, biological process: positive regulation of vasoconstriction; G protein-coupled receptor signaling pathway, coupled to cyclic nucleotide second messenger; chemical synaptic transmission. NCBI's taxonomy places the organism in Eukaryota, Metazoa, Chordata, Mammalia, Primates, Tarsiidae. Gene Ontology annotation, cellular component: dendrite; membrane.